AAAAAAAAAGGAAGUUAAAAGGCGAUUGAGGGAUUAUUGUUGUCCUUCGCUCUAAUGUUUUAAUUAUUUUCAAAUUUCCCGCCAGACACCAAUUCUCCCUCCAACUUCUACAAAAUGAACACUAUCAAAUCAAGAAUACCAAAAACCUUCAAUCUUUUCCAGAAAUUUGUUUGAGAAUCUAUCAAGGAGAAACAUCAACCAUGUCAACUGAGCACCAGGAUGACCUCGAUCUCCUUCUCUCUCUUCAAGAUCGUGUUAUUGAAACUCCCCCCUCUUCUCCGUCUCCUUCUCAUCCCAGAUCCUCCGCAGGCCAUCAAUCAGACGAUGAUGAAGUGCGACGGCCAAGUGGAAAUGUUGACUUGUCCGCCUUCAAGGAUGCUGUUGAGGAUUGUAUGGAUUAUGAUGUUGAAGCAGCUAAGAAAGCUCUUAAAUCGAAUCGUUCAAAGAAUCCAACUGAUCCCGAUAUUGAAAAGUUUUCCGGUCUACGAAUCCGGAAUCAAGUAAUUUCGUCACAAGAGCUGAGUAACCAGUUUUCGGAUAUUCGCUUUGUUAGACUGUCUACCAUAAAGAAUGUGAUAAGAGGGGACACUCUAUCAGGUAGUUGGGCAACUGUUGGUGUUCUAACCGAAAAGGGAAGUCCAAAGACAAGCUCUACUGGGAAGAGUUAUUGCAUAUGGAAGAUUGGGUGUUUGGAUGGGCAACUCGUAACUGUUUUCUUGUUUGGUGAUGCUUACAAGCAGCACAGCAAAGAGACAGCUUCAACAGUUUUUGCCUUCUUCAAUGCGAGUGUUCGCAAAGAUUCUUCUGGUCCGGGUUUCCAAUUGAGCGUUUUUAAUACAAAUCAAAUCUUGAAGAUUGGUACUUCUGUCGAUUAUGGAGUUUGCAAAGGAAGGAGGAAAGAUGGUCUACCUUGUACAAUGGUAGUAAAUAAACGCCUUGGAAUAUACUGCAGCUUCCAUAGAGUGAAAACUUCAGAAAAAUAUACUGUUCAACGUGGUGAGCUCAAAGGAGGGAAUCUAAGAACAGCUUUCAGGAAUUCACGUCAACCAGAAGGAGUUUAUAUGAUUGAUCCUAUGGCAGACCAAACGAAUAGAGGAAAGUUUAAAAAGACUUCAAAGGUGUUAUCUGUUGAAGGAUUAAAGAAAGCCCUGAGCAAUGCAGGUCAUGUGACAACAAACUCACACUCCCAAGGGAUACGUUUUCUCAAUGAAAUCACAGUCAGUAUGAGCGCAAAAACAGCAAAAAAUGAAUAUGCUCAGAAAAACCAAGCGAAGAGUGGCUCAACAAAAAGAUCGCUAUCCACAGCAAAUUCAGGCUCAUCUGUCACACAAAAAAGUUGGCUACCAGAUUCAAAGAGAGUGAGACCGGAGCCAAGGCAAGUUUCAGCUCAGAAUGUCAAGGAAACUACAAGUAAGAUGAUUGAGUUAGAUUAUGUCAGCUCAGAAGACGAUUGUUUUACAUUGUAAGUAGUAGAGAAGACUAGCACUAUGUACACAAGUUAUGGUUGACCUAAGUUUUACUCAACGAAGAGAAAUCAUAAUUCUUUCUUGGCA
Messenger RNA from Spinacia oleracea (spinach), 1553 nucleotides. RefSeq lists its product as uncharacterized. Bases 201 to 1466 code for a protein of 421 amino acids. The transcript is spliced from 11 exons. Gene Ontology annotation, cellular component: nucleus; nuclear replication fork. Gene Ontology annotation, biological process: DNA replication; DNA replication initiation. Gene Ontology annotation, molecular function: DNA replication origin binding; single-stranded DNA binding. The record is from RefSeq and is a predicted model, not a curated record. Lineage: Eukaryota; Viridiplantae; Streptophyta; Magnoliopsida; Caryophyllales; Amaranthaceae.